This is a messenger RNA of Sphaeroforma arctica JP610, 2222 nucleotides long. RefSeq lists its product as hypothetical. The record is from RefSeq and is a predicted model, not a curated record. Bases 300 to 2222 code for a protein of 640 amino acids. NCBI's taxonomy places the organism in Eukaryota, Ichthyosporea, Ichthyophonida. The transcript is spliced from 2 exons.
CGGUGCACCACGAAGUAUCGAAUCUAGUUCCUUGUAGCGCACAGAAUACAACAAUAGUACAUACAUAGACGAACAGUCGCAUGCAGUUUUUAUGGUAAACUAUAGUAUGAUAAAUAUCGAUUCGUAAUGUAUACUGAAGUGCUUGCAAGUCGUAGACCUACAUGCGUACACACGCAACGUUAAUAAAGUCUACAUACAUGCACAUCGAGAGGUUUUCAAAACUUUAUUUAGAUUCUCAUAGCGAUAUAGCGCUUUUGAACAAGCAAAUUUAGAUAAGCAGGGACGAAUACACUGGUAAUAUGAUGAGACGCACUUCCAAGCGUGCGACGACGUCUAAAAAAUCGCAAGCAAUCAAUGCAAGGGCAACCCCCGGUCGAAAGUACAGUGGGUUUGAUGGUACGGAAGGGGAAAGUCCCUUGAACGAUCCAACUAAAAGCCAAUUUGAAUUUCUGACAGACAAUAAAGGGGAGAAAGUGCUGGCAAAAUUCAACGCUCAAUUGAGUCCGUGGACAGCACACAAAAGGCAUGGGAACACCGUAUAUCUCGCGUCAGGGUUGUAUGAUGAUGAUAGCGACAUAGACUCGGGCGAUUCGGACUACUACACUAGCGAUGACGAGACUGAAGACGAGCUAGAGGUAAACAGUGUCACUAAAACCACUGUAGCUGAACCCAAUGAAAAUAAGCGCAAGUCGGUGAGAGUGUCUACAAAUGGCAGUAUCAAUAGAAACUCAACACAUAGAAGCUCAACACAUGAUGGGCUUCGGAUUCGUCUGCGCCGAACACCUGCACAGACGACAAGAAAAUCAUUAUCAAGAAAAUCGGGGCAGCAUAGGGGCAGCCGCAAUGGCGAGAGUGUGCGAUUGUCAACCAAGUUUAAUAAUCCAGCCAUGCUACUGGAGGAGACAUACGAAGAAGGACAGGGCAGUAUUGCGGAAAUAGGGUCAAGUCAAACGUACAUCAAAAGUCAAGCUAACCAGCACUCCUUCAAGUAUACGCCUAUCAGUCACUCUAAUACGUAUGCAUACCAACCACGAGUAUCUAAGUCAGUACCCACACGGCGUAAAAAUCCAGACCCACGGCACAAACUGGAAGAGAUGAAGCAAAGUCAAAAAGGCGGUUCAGGGAGACCCCCCGAAAUCCCCCUGUUCCCAAGUGCACAAACCACACAAGCGCUGCCCAGAGGUGUAGACAGUCUGAAGGCAGACGGCGCCUCGAAUAUGCCGUCAGUGCGUACCCCGCCACCGCAGAGACAAGCACCCAGGCCACCGGCCGAUCCUGAUCAGAUUUCAAUCAAAUAUCACGCGAGCUCAAUCAAAAGCUACAACAGCGAUAGCCUGCGAUCGCAACGGAGCACCAACAGCGAUGGGGAGACGAGUCAUAGGCACGGAUAUAAUCCAGGAGAAUCAAACACCUCGAGAGUCAGUGGUCUAACUUCUGUGGGAAGGCCUUCGUUGACACCCUCAAUGGGACCGGGUUUGGGAUAUCACAUGCCACCCAAACGCAAACAGUCCGUGCCACUGAUCAAAGAUAUCUGGAACAAUGCUAAUGCGCCAAAUAGUGGCAGCUCAAGUCUCCAUUCGAGUAUGAGCGCGAGCUCGGGUGACAUAGCGAACAAAAUUAAUGGCAAAACUAUCACUGCAGACCCAUACAAAGACUUAGGUGCAAAUACAAGCAUCGAUACACCGCAAUCAUACCUAACAUACGACUCAUCGCCUAGCUCGACCCGCAGUUCGACGCGAACUAUUGGUAGCAGUCCAUCGGUACCCAAGCGCAAGCGAUCGUUGGACUCGCUCAGGGGAAUGCUAAUCGGGCCUAAAAAUAGAACCUCAGGGGGCACUACAGAGAGGAGACUGUCAAUCGAUGCUCAGGGUAAGAGGAAUGUAGGCCGGGUGUACAAUAUUGGAUCCGCGUCUGAUGACGAAACUGUUAAAUCAGGUAGAGCCCCCGAAGUGUACGAUAUGACAGUAUCGCUACCGGAACUCGGGGUCAAUGUGGUGGCAGAAGCAUGCAGUUUAAGUGAUCCGCUUGAUAUUAAUAAUAUUCGGUCGGGUACCAAAUUGACAGUGCAGGUGCACAAGUUCCGGGUGUGUGAGGGGGAUACGACGGUCAUGAAACGCCGCAAACUGGUGUUUAUGAUGAACCAUGAAGCGCAAACGAACAGUAGCGAAUCGAGAAAUUCUAAAUUUUUGAACCUCAAUUUGCAACGCGCCUUCCUUCCGUAA